CAGAAUAUAUAUUUUUAAACCUUUAUCUCCUCGCGCUGUCUUUGCCGCUUUUAUUCUGUGUCAUUAGACAUUUGUUUUGUUGUUUGAUCUCGCCAGAAACAGCGCGUUUAUCAGUUAUCCGUCUACUUCUUUUCACAAAUCAUCACGGCGCAAAAUACAAAUGGUCGAGUUGACUUCGUUUCUUGCCGACAACCCGUUCUUCUCGGCGGGAUUCGGCCUUAUAGGCGUGGGCGCCGGUCUAGCAGUUCUCCGCCAGGGCGCCAGGAGGGGCGCCGACUUGAUGCGGCGCCAACUGCUAGUGUCGAUGGAGAUCCCUAGCCACGAUAAGAGCUACCAGUGGGUCCUGGGUUGGCUGAGCCCCGUGCUGCCGCGCCACGUGGCCGUACAGACCAGCUACAAGCAGCACGAUAACGGCAGCGUAUCGACAAACUUUACAAUGGUGCCUGGCCAAGGUAAGCACGUGUUUUUCUACCGCGGAAUAUUUAUCCAAGUGGACCGCCAGCGCAACGCCAAGAUGAUUGACAUCCAGUCAGCCGCACCGUUCGAAACCGUAACGCUGACCACCCUGAGCAAGGAUCGCACAGUUUUCUCCAGGAUCCUCGCCGAGGCCCGCGAAUACGCCCUGUCCCAGAACGAAGGCCGGACAGUGCUGUACACGAGCUUUGGUCCCGAGUGGCGGCCCUUUGGACUGCCACGCAAGCGGCGUUUGCUCGAGAGCGUCAUCCUGGACCAAGGCGUGAGCUCGGGCAUAGUCGAUGACGUCCAGGACUUUAUAUCCAACGGAAAAUGGUACGAUGACCGCGGCAUCCCUUAUCGCCGCGGAUAUUUGCUGUACGGACCGCCAGGCAGCGGCAAGACCAGCUUCAUCCAGGCGCUGGCCGGCGACUUGGGCUACAAUAUAUGCAUUCUCAAUUUGAGCGAGCGCGGCCUGACUGACGACCGUCUGAACCAUCUGCUGUCUGUGGCCCCCGAGCGGAGCCUCAUUUUGCUCGAGGACAUUGACGCAGCAUUUAACCGCACACGCCAGCAAUCAGAACAGGCGGCCUACCAGCAGUCCAUGGUGACAUUCAGUGGCCUGCUGAAUGCCCUGGAUGGAGUUGCGUCCAGCGACGAGCGCAUCAUAUUCAUGACAACAAACCACAUCGAGCUCCUGGAUCCUGCCCUGGUGCGCCCCGGGCGGGUCGACGUGAAGGUGUAUUUAGGCAAUGCGUCGAGGCAUCAGAUUUGCCACAUGUUUACUCGCUUUUACGGCGAGGAUUGUGAAAAGCUGGGGGGUGCAUUUGCGGACAAGUUAGAGGGGCGGAGCGUCAGUACGGCGCAGCUACAGGGGCAUUUUGUCGUAUACAAAAAGGGUGCUCAGGAUGCCAUAGACAACGUUGGCGCACUGAUAGAGAUGACGAGUAACGCUUAG
Messenger RNA from Kickxella alabastrina, 1411 nucleotides. Its product is annotated as BCS1 N terminal-domain-containing protein. Gene Ontology annotation, molecular function: ATP hydrolysis activity; ATP binding. Bases 161 to 1411 code for a protein of 416 amino acids. Gene Ontology annotation, biological process: mitochondrial respiratory chain complex III assembly; protein insertion into mitochondrial inner membrane from matrix. The transcript is spliced from 2 exons. NCBI's taxonomy places the organism in Eukaryota, Fungi, Kickxellomycota, Kickxellomycetes, Kickxellales, Kickxellaceae. The record is from RefSeq and is a predicted model, not a curated record. Gene Ontology annotation, cellular component: mitochondrial inner membrane.